UGGAAGCAGGAGAGAACAGAGAGAGACAUACAGGCUGGUAGCUGGAGAAACCCAGGCUGGUAGCAGGAGAGGUGCCAGGAGGAGAGACCCAGGCUGGUAGCAGUGGAGUGGACAGAGCGAGUAACUCCAGGUCCAGGACAUAAUACCCAGCAAAAGAAGCCAGUGGAAAAGGGGAGAGAGAAAAAGGAAAAAAAAAAGUGUCUGAGUGACCCUAAAUCUCAGUGGAUUAAAGAGACAGUACCCCCCCCCAGUGUUGGAACCCCUGCCCAUAGGAUGCAGUGGCAGCUAACAUUUCUUCUCAUCGGGCUCUGUGAAGUCUUGCAGGCUCAGGAACUCCGUGUGAAUGACAAGGUGACUGGAAACUUGCUUCAAGAAGCGCUCUUGCCAUGCUCCUUCGUCAGUGCUGACCAAAAUGCCAGAGUGAGUCAAGCAAUCUGGUUUAAGGAUGGUGCCAAUAUUGCAGCAUAUAGCCCUGCACUAGGAAUAAAGGUUAAGGACAGUGAUCGUAUCCAGUUUGUCAACCCUUCAGACACAAGCACUCCACUACGUAUCACCAAGUUGCUUGCUAGUGAUGAAGGAAAGUAUACGUGUGAAGUUUCUAUCUUUCCCGAAGGAAACUUUAAGGGAACGACACAGCUUAAUGUUCAAGCUGUGCCACAGAACUCCGCUAAUGUUGUCCAAGUAGUGGCAGGUGAUCAGGAGAUGACUGUUGCGACAUGCACGUCAGCCAAUGGGAGACCUCCUGCACAAAUCACUUGGCAGACAAGUGUCCCUGGCAACGUGACCACCGACAUGACCAAUAACACAGAUGGCACAUACACAUUAAUCAGUAACUACCGGGUUACCCCUACCUGGACUGCUGAUGGUGAAAAGAUCACUUGUACAGUCACCCAUGACGGAAAAGAGACUGCUAUUCCUUUGAAGCUGUCUGUGCAAUACACCCCUGUGGUUACCAUUGAGGGAUAUGAUGAUAACUGGCAUUUACAUCGUAAAGGAGCCUCCCUGACCUGCAAUGCACAAGGGAAUCCACCACCUACCAUAUUCAAAUGGACAACGGCUAAUGGAUCCCCACUUCCUCCCUCUGUGCAUGUCAAUGGCAAAAUCUUGUAUGUGGACCAGAUGGAUGAAAAUGUUAACACAACGUUCAAGUGUGAAGUCACAAAUGCGAUUGGGAGCCGAGCGAGCCAUCAGGAAGUGCUUGUAAGAGAACACGCAAUGCUGACGCAGACAAACCACGCAGGAGCCGUCGCUGGGGGGGUCAUUGGGGGGGUCCUGGUCCUACUCCUUCUGGCUGCUGUCAUCUUCAUCGUCAUCAAAAGGAAUGGGCUGCACAGCGCAAAAGGCCGUGGAUCCUACAGUCCCAAAACCAGGGUGUUUGGCACCGGCAAACCCUCACAGGAAUUUAAUUAUCAAGAAGACUCUGAACUUGACCGUCCACUCAAGAGCACAAUUCCUCCACGAGAUAGUGGUCUAAGUCCCUCACUAUGUGAGGAAGAUGAUGAGGAGAGAAUGGAUUACAAAGUGCUGGAGGAUGAGGAGGAAGAGGAGAAAUUUAAUGAGAUUGGACCCAUGUUGCAGCUAAGACCUCAUCCUCAGGUUGGCUCCUAUUUAGAUGAUGACAUGGAAUCUCAGACGGAUGGCUCUAUUAUCUCCAGGACAGCAGUGUAUGUGUAAACAUCUGGAUUGUCUAGACUACAAUAUGGCCACGUCCUUUUUUUUACCAGGGCUGCAGAGUAUAUGCAUUUUCCCCUGACAAAUUGAACUGCAGAGCAUGUGUUAACCCUGCCCAAAUAAGAUAAACCACUCAUAUGGACUACACUGUUUACCUAACAUCACAACGUUCUCCAUCACCAUGGAUCAUAGUAUGCUUAGACGGUAUUAUGCCCGUCAUCCCCGUACGUCAGUCACCUACGUUGCAGGUACGUUGUAAUGCCCUUACUUUUUCGAUAAGGACUACACUAAGUGAGUGAAUGCCUUCUGCUGAAAUCACCAGGAUUCAGGUGUAGUACGAACCCCCCCACCCCCUCCUUCCCCUACAGCCUGUUCCCGCACACUGACAAGGCCACACAAUUGGCAGGGAUAAUAUUUACAAGUGACAACUUUCCCUCUACAAAGCCCAUUAGCGGACUUCUAAUCUCUAACCUGCAAACGAAACACUUGGACAGUAGAAUUUUUAGACUGUGAACUUUGCCAGUUGGGACUUUAUGCAUCUGAUUUUACCUCCCAGAGGUCCCUGAUUCGGCAUCUGGGUAGGUGUGAAGGGGAAUACAAUGUACUCUUGCUAGGAACUGUGCUUGCUCUGUCAGUUUUGAUGGCGAUGGGUGACGGGGAGCUGCGAUGUGUGCCUCUUGGGGGUUUGCACUAAAUGGGAAUUAAGAGGGACUGAUGAUGAAUGAAAAUGAAGGAAAGCUGAUGGGUUUUGAAGGAUUUACCUUUAUUAAUUUUUUGGUUUUAUUUUUUGUAUUUCUGUAAUAUAAACAUUUUAAUAAAGAUAAUAAAAAAAAAAAUCUGGUUUAUGAGGUAAGCACUAUAUAAUUUUGGUCCACUUAUCCUGCAUUUUACCAAAUAUAGAACAGCUCUCUGGAUAUCUAAUUAAAUUUAGGAAAUUGCAGCGCACCCCACUGUGAGUGGUUUCUGAUCUCUGUAUGUUUGACAGUUGUAUCUGUGUUAAUUUCCUACAGCUGUCAUAAUGUGACAAUAUAUUUCAGAUUACUUCCUUUCAUCAGCUUCAAAUUUGUAUCCUCUUGAAAAUAUGAUUUUAGU
Molecule: messenger RNA, 2763 nt
Organism: Pelobates fuscus (common spadefoot toad)
Lineage: Eukaryota; Metazoa; Chordata; Amphibia; Anura; Pelobatidae
Gene: NECTIN2
Product: nectin cell adhesion molecule 2
Exons: 6
Coding region: 274-1674 (466 amino acids)
Source: RefSeq, a predicted model, not a curated record